Messenger RNA from Chinchilla lanigera (long-tailed chinchilla), 2651 nucleotides. RefSeq names its product inhibitor of growth family, member 3 (gene Ing3). Gene Ontology annotation, biological process: regulation of DNA-templated transcription. Gene Ontology annotation, cellular component: NuA4 histone acetyltransferase complex. The coding region runs from base 2296 to 2574 and encodes 92 amino acids. The transcript has 6 exons. The record is from RefSeq and is a predicted model, not a curated record. Lineage: Eukaryota; Metazoa; Chordata; Mammalia; Rodentia; Chinchillidae.
UAGUAGGAAAAUAUCAAUGGCUGCUGUAAUACAUGGUGGUAUCUUCAGAGUGGUUUCUCAGGAUCUGGGAGCUUUUCAGCAGCAGAAGCCUGAGGACAAUAUAUUUACUGUGCUGCAAUUAAUGCAGGUCUGCCACAAUGCUGUCUGUCUCUGUGUCUUUUCAUUCUUAAUUUCAUAUCCAAAGAAACUGCAUGUGAUAGGCCUACCUUUGGUCUAUCUCUGAUUAAUCAAUAAGCUGUGAUCGCGGAAGAUAGGAAUAUAAUAAAGAGAUAGCCUAGCCUUCCAUGAAUAUGAGAGGCUGUAAUUAAUGCAGGUCUGCCUAGAAACAAGUAUUGGUCUAGAAACAAGUAUUGGUCGUUAGCAGACAAUCAUUCCAAAGGGCAUUGGCUGCACAACCUAAAGAUGUAAGAAGCUUCAUAUACACGUGCAAGUAGAAUUCUCUGAAGCUGACAGAUGUCUGAACAAUAAGAGUUACGUUCAUUAAUGGAAAUAUACAGUGUGUACAUCUUAUUUUUGGUUUCUCUGGGGGGUUUAUACACACUGACUAAAUUAAGAAUUAUUAUUUUAUUUUCCUUAUUAAUAUGGAAUACUCCCAGAAUCUCAGUUUACACUAAAAGACUUUUGUUUUAAUAGUAUGCCAGAUUAGCAACUCUGAAUGAGCCCCUUGCUGAAAGCAACUAAAAAUUCUGGAUUAAAAAAUCAAAUAAAAAAACCAAAUAUAUCUGUGACCUAGUAGGACCUUGAAAAAAAUCUCAGAGGGGAUAUAAAAGGGGUUUGUGAGGGAGGAAGAAAUGUGACAGCUAAGUGGGCAUUUGUUCAGAUUAUUGUCAAAUUUUGGACAUUUAGAGCUCCUCUGUAGCAUGCCAGAAUCAAAAGAUAAAGCCAAGAACCAGUAGAGAAGGAAUAGUCUAAUAGGUGACAAAAUCUGGGAUCCUCAAAAGCUAUAUUCCCUGUGCAAAGGUGAGAGAGAAAUAAAUCUUAUACACACAAAGGUCAGUAAGGAACAAGCCUACCUUGGAGCUGGAAGAAAAGAGAAGACAAAGUCUCCCCUGAGAAACUAUAACAAGACAUUUGAUUUAGAGGCUCAAAUUCAACCUGUCUGUACAAUACAAUAAAAAACUGAAGAAUUUAAUCUAGCCCUAGGGUGGAUGGUGUCCCCAAGCAACUUACAGAAGCAAAUUCCUAUACUCUGUAGGAAACCUCAACAUUAACUUCAGCAUCAAAGACUCCUCACCUUUACAACACCAGAAACAUGAAUUCAGACUAGAAAAUCACAAUCUAGAAAACAGUCACCAUGAGCAAAAGUAUCCGUUUCUAAAGAAAUAAUACACAAAGACACAUACAAUUUUCAGCACUGGACUUAAAAAAGAGAAUGUAGACUGUUUAACUUGUACAAGAAAUUUUAAAAACAGGUUAAAAGAGAACAGAACUUCUAAGACUAAGAAGUAUAUGUAACUUUUGAGAAGUGACACAUAAAAGGUAAAUUAAAAGAAAUACACUUCACAAUAAGAAAGUCUUAAAGAUACCUUACAGAUCUUCUAAGGAACAACUUUCUCCGAAAGAUGAGGCGAUUGAAGUAGAAAAGAAUAAGACCCGAUAUUUAUUGACGGCAAGAGUUUUUAAGAAAAAUAAGACCAGCAGUGAACUAUUAAAUAUAUUACUGAUAAACAUUUGCGGAAGGAGUUAAAAAAUAGAAGACAUCGUCCAGGACUACAGUCCUCUAACACAGGAUAUUUAUUCUACAUACCCUGAAGGUAUUGCUAGCACAACUCAUUUGUUGUUAAGGUUCUCUUCAAUAAUUAUGAUUGGCCACUUUUUGAGAGGGCGCGUGGGUGUGGAUGCUUAUAUAAGUACUAUGAUAAUUACAUUACAAUGUCAAGAUGCAUCGAAAACCAGCAUACAAGUGUCUGCUGAGAACUGCUCGCGCCCCUUUCAAUCAGGUAAAUGCAUACCCACUCCAGCGUCUCAAGAUACUGUCUUACAGGAAACCCAAUCAGUUGUCCCACUCGUAUUUUUGGAGUGAAUACUGAGAGUAAAUUCCGACAGAGUUCUACUUUGAACAAUUCGAAUGGCCCGAACUUUGCCGAUUAUUCUAGCGUUUAGAAUCUUUACUAUUUGCCAAAUACUCCUUGAAACCCACGACUCACAAACGCGGGGACGUGGAACCGCAGCAAGGAACAGUCGAGCGGGUGCUGCUAGCGGAGGCGCCAUAUUGGAAGGGACAAAACUCCGGCGACAGCGAGUGACACAAAUAAACCCCUGGACCCCUUCGUUCCCCCAGCUCUAAGGGCCGCGAUGUUGUACCUAGAGGACUAUUUGGAAAUGAUUGAGCAACUUCCAAUGGACCUGAGGGACCGCUUCACCGAGAUGCGCGAGAUGGACCUGCAGGUGCAGAAUGCAAUGGAUCAGCUAGAACAAAGAGUCAGUGAAUUCUUUAUGAAUGCAAAGAAAAAUAAACCUGAGUGGCGAGAAGAACAGAUGGCAUCCAUCAAAAAAGACUACUAUAAAGCUUUGGAAGAUGCAGAUGAGAAAGUACAGCUGGCAAACCAGAUAUAUGACUUGACCGACACUUGAGAAAGCUGGAUCAGGAACUGGCUAAGUUUAAAAUGGAGCUGGAAGCUGAUAAUGCUGGAAUUACAGAGAUAUUAGAG